AUGCAGAGGAAAGCGCUGGGCAUCGUGCAAGGGGAAGAGGAGACGGACUGGUUCCAGUUGGAGAUGUGGAACCGCGACGCGGAGUACGCAGCCAAGGUCUGCAAGAAGGGCGGCCGGGUUGGAGUGACGGUGCAAAACCUUGAAGUCUUGGACUCGCGUGCGGAACAAGCCAUGAGGUCAGACCGGAGCGACUCCAACCUUUGGGAGUCGGAGCGGCUGGAGAAGAUGGACGCUGCAGCCGCCGCGGCGGGCGGCGGGGGCGGGGGCGGGUUGGGCGGCGAGGCGUACCAGCAGCAGACCGCGGAAGAUCUCGAGGCGAAGGCCAGAAAAAGAGCGGCCGAGAACAAGUGGUGGUCCGCAGAGCCCGAGCCUCGAUCGGCGGCAGAGGGGGGGGGCGGGGGGGGGACUUGGGUUAGCAGCGCCGGGUCGGCGGCGAAGGGUGGGGAGUCGUCCUGGUGGGAGGAGGAGGGCACGGGAGGUGUAGGGGGUACGAAAGGGAUCGAUUCCGACUCGCUGCCGUCGUUUUUCGAUAGUUGAGGAGGCGCUGCGCGAGAUGUACUUCAGACAAUGGUGUAGUGUGGGGCAGGAAGGAGCGUUGGGUAUUGCCGUAGGCAUUUCAGACGUGUCCACGAGGUUAGGGUGCUGAGAUCAGUGUUUGGUAAAUUGUGCGGAAGGCGGGCCGGGAAUGGUGGAAAUUGUACUUGCGUAUAGUUCCCGGUGUAUGCUGCUUGCUUUUGUGAUCACGCGCUGUUGGCCGCAGCAGAUCCAGCAUUUAGUGUGUAUUAAGCACAGUCUGUAUCCUGUCAUGUAUCCUGGCGGCGGCGAUAAAAAUAACACAAGAAGCUGCAAUGCUAUGGGUGGGGGGUGACCUGAGCAAAUGUGGUGGGCGGAAGUGAUGGCGUGUGGCUCGGGUGGCCCUACCGUUCAGUGGCACAGAAUCGAAUGAAGUACCGUGAUCC
Ectocarpus sp. CCAP 1310/34 is the source of this 959-nucleotide messenger RNA. NCBI's taxonomy places the organism in Eukaryota, Phaeophyceae, Ectocarpales, Ectocarpaceae. The record is from the annotation of a GenBank genome assembly.